AUGCAGAAUUUUCUGGGUGCGACGUUGAUGAUGAGCUGUCUUGGCUACCCACAGAUGCGUCUCUAUUGGGCACGGGGCACAAGGGUGCCUGCCAUUGCCGACGUCCUCACCCGAGACCAGUUUUUCACGCUUCGCAGCAACUUCAAAGUUGUCAAUGAUCUUGACUUCACCGAGCAAGACCAAAAGAAUGAUCGUCUGUGGAAGGUCCGACCGAUCUUAAAAGAGGUCCAAGCAGCAUGCCGUAAGCUCACAAAACCACCUUCCGUGUUUAUUGAUGAACAAAUAAUACCAUUUACAGGCGUCACUACAAUCAAGCAGUAUGUGCCUGGAAAGCCUCACCCUACAAGCUUGAAAAACUUCGUGAUCGCCAGCCCCAGUGGACUAGUCCUGGAUUUCGACAUUUACCAGGGGAAAACUGUCCUCAAGAUUAGCAAUAGCCCAGACCUUGGACUCGGGCCUUGUGCAAGUCUUUGCAAAAACACUGCCUAG
Molecule: messenger RNA, 489 nt
Organism: Rhipicephalus microplus (southern cattle tick)
Lineage: Eukaryota; Metazoa; Arthropoda; Arachnida; Ixodida; Ixodidae
Product: piggyBac transposable element-derived protein 3-like
Source: RefSeq, a predicted model, not a curated record